AUGUUGCUGGUCUUUAUAAUAUUGACCUGGAUACCCCAAGUUACGCGGAGUGCCUCCUGUGGUACUUCGUCAAUACCGUUUUGGUUCGAAAUAUUGCCCAGUGGGCAGCCUCGAUUGGGGUGUGCUAUACCGAGUUGUUACAGCAAUGAAUUUGACGGUAAUAUCGAUAAAUUGGAUAGUCUUUUUGAGGGUAGAGAUGGUUUCAUUCGGGAAGACGACCUGAAGAUGCAACGAAAUAUUUUCGUUGAAUCGCCGCACCCGUUGGCUAAAUGCGACACGCAGUUCCGGAGAGGGGCGUGCCCAAACGCGGAAAUCUCGUGGAUUGGUGGUUUUAGACUCACUACCAACGGCAGCCUCGAAACGCAAUGCUGUGAAUACGAGGGUAGGCGAUUGGCCAAGAAAAUUGGCAAAAUGACACUGAACAAUAACGAGGCGUAUUCGGGUGGUGCGGUGUUCAGUGACGGACGACAGGUCGCAUUCGACCUGAUCACUGACUUGAGACAACUGGUCAGUAGAGAUGGAUCGUGA
Molecule: messenger RNA, 528 nt
Organism: Anisakis simplex (herring worm)
Lineage: Eukaryota; Metazoa; Nematoda; Chromadorea; Rhabditida; Anisakidae
Source: the annotation of a GenBank genome assembly